This is a messenger RNA of Pichia kudriavzevii, 1194 nucleotides long. RefSeq lists its product as uncharacterized. The record is from RefSeq and is a predicted model, not a curated record. The coding region runs from base 1 to 1194 and encodes 397 amino acids. Lineage: Eukaryota; Fungi; Ascomycota; Pichiomycetes; Pichiales; Pichiaceae. The transcript has a single exon.
AUGUCUUUAAUAGCAAACAGUAUCUCUGGCAAUGUUGUUGGACCAAGUCCAACGUUGGUAUCAGUGAUGCCAUAUCAAACCAAUUUAGUUCCCUUUGAGGAUAAACGAGGAAGUGGUGGUCAUGGCGGUAGUGGUGGGCAUGUUGGUAGUGGAAGUCAUGGUGGUUCUGGUGGUUCUGGUAGUGGUUCGGGAGGAAAGGGCGGUUCUGGUGGUUCUGGCAGUGGUUCGGGAGAAAAGGGUGGUUCUGGUGGUUCUGGUAGUGGUUCGGGAGGAAAGGGUGGUUCUGGUGGUUCUGGCAGUGGUUCUGGAGAAAAGGGUGGUUCUGGCAGUGGUUCUGGAGAAAAGGGUGGUUCUGGUGGUUCUGGUAGUGGUUCUGGAGAAAAGGGUGGUUCUGGUGGUUCUGGCAGUGGUUCUGGAGAAAAGGGUGGUUCUGGUGGUUCUGGCAGUGGUUCUGGAGAAAAGGGUGGUUCUGGUGGUUCUGGUAGUGGUUCUGGAGAAAAGGGUGGUUCUGGCAGUGGUUCGGGAGAAAAGGGUGGCUCAAAUAACAACAAUAACAAUAACAAUAACAACCACAACGACCCGCCUCCUCCAUAUGAAGCAGGAAAUAAUGGCUCACCACCCCCAUAUAACGCAUUUGCGGGCAACGGCCAUGCAGGGAGGUACAUAUACAAUGGACAUAACUACCAAUACGGAUACCCUGUAAGAUACUCUGGCAAUAGAUAUUACCCCCAAGGGUUGAUAUACCCAGUCAUGUAUGGAGGUGCAGCUGGCGCCCUCUUGAACGGCCAUGUUUAUCACACAUACACGUCAGACAGCACCCUCAUAUACUCCGAAGUACCCACGGUUUGUGGUACCAGUGUUUCCGCUAGUAACCAAGUAUCUGCUAGUAACCAAGUACCUGCUAGUAACCAAGUAUCUGCUAGUAACCAAGUCUCACAACCAUUGAGUACAUGUAUUCCUGGUGGAAGCAUGACGAUUCUUCAAAAUGAGCUGAUCACCAUUGAUUCCCAAAAGAUCAAGGGGGCCUCAUAUGAGACACUAUCACCAACAGGCUCCAGUAACACCAACGUCGCCUCUUCAAGUACCUCGGUCUCUACUAUAUCUACCUCAUCUAACACACACAAUGGUUCCCCUACCCUUACUUCGUCGUCUCUGUUAUGUUUCCUCCUUGUUUUGUUCACAAUUCUUUCUUAA